GCACAACUUGAAGCAAAGUUAAAAGGGACUUCUUAACUUCUCUCACAUCCCAAUUGUCACCGCUGUCACCACCAAAAUACUAUAAAUCUCUUACUUUCUUUAUCCAUGCCAGAAAACAGCAUAGCACCCAAAGCAGAACCCAGUAACAGUCACCCUGUUGAAGGGUCACUAGAGAUGACUGGGUUCCAUAACUUGACCAUCCUUCCCAUACAAAAUAAUCAGCAAUCUUUUGCAAAACUUGCUGUGUAUCCCAUAACUUUGAAGUUUGAGGAAUUGGUGUACAAGGUUAAAAUAGAGCAGAAAGGUAUUUGUUGGAGCAGCACAAGGAGUUCAAAAGAGAAGACCAUAUUGAAUGGAAUCACGGGUAUGGUUUCCCCUGGAGAAAUACUAGCUAUGUUGGGGCCAUCUGGGAGUGGCAAAACCACACUUCUAACAGCACUUGGAGGGCGUCUUAGGGGUAAACUCUCAGGAAAGGUCACAUACAACAAUCAGCCAUUUUCAGGUGCCAUGAAGAGAAGAACAGGUUUUGUGGCCCAAGAUGAUGUGCUAUACCCUCAUUUAACUGUAACUGAAACUCUACUCUUCACUGCACUUCUAAGGCUUCCCAAUAGCUUAACCAGGGAAGAGAAAGUUGAACAUGUAGAGAAUAUUAUGAAUGAACUAGGACUUAGUAGGUGCAGGGGUAGCAUGAUUGGAGGCCCACUUUUCAGAGGGAUAUCAGGGGGUGAGAAAAAGAGGGUAAGUAUAGGCCAGGAAAUGCUCAUCAAUCCAAGCCUGUUGCUGUUGGAUGAGCCCACUUCAGGUUUGGACUCUACAACAGCACAGAGGAUCAUGAACACAAUCAAACGCUUGGCCAGUGGUGGCAGAACUGUUGUCACCACCAUUCACCAACCUUCGAGUCGCCUCUACCACAUGUUUGAUAAGGUUGUCUUGCUCUCUGAAGGGUGUCCCAUCUACUAUGGCCCUGCUUCUACUGCAAUGGACUACUUUUCUUCUGUUGGUUUUUCCACACCCAUGAUUGUCAAUCCAGCUGAUUUAUUGCUUGAUCUUGCCAAUGGGAUUGCUCCGGAUUCUAAACAUGCAACUGAACAAAGUGAGAGCCAGGAAACAGAAAAGAAGUUGGUGAGAGAAGUUUUAAUCUCUGCUUAUGACAAGAACAUAGCUACAAGGCUGAAAGCUGAGCUAAGUAGCUUGGAGGUGAACACCUACAAUAUCACCAAAGAUCCCACAAGAAAUCACAUGAAACCGGAGCAAUGGUGCACAAGUUGGUGGCAUCAGUUCAAAGUGCUAUUGCAAAGGGGUCUAAGGGAGCGAAGGUUUGAAGCGUUCAACAGGCUGAGAAUAUUCCAAGUCAUAAGUGUCGCUUUUCUUGGUGGACUCCUGUGGUGGCACACCCCAAAAUCACACAUCGGAGAUCGGAUAGCCCUGCUGUUUUUCUUCUCUGUUUUCUGGGGAUUCUACCCUCUCUACAAUGCUGUUUUCACAUUUCCACAAGAGAGAAGAAUGCUGAUAAAGGAACGUUCAUCAGGAAUGUACCGUCUUUCUUCAUACUUUCUAGCCAGAACAAUAGGAGACUUGCCACUAGAGCUUGCACUUCCAACAGCAUUUGUGUUCAUAAUAUAUUGGAUGGGAGGGCUUAACCCUCAUCCAAUGACCUUUAUCCUUUCCCUUCUUGUGGUCCUUUACAGUGUCCUCGUGUCUCAAAGUCUUGGCUUAGCAUUUGGUGCUAUUUUGAUGGAGGUUAAACAAGCCACUACUUUAGCUUCUGUGACAACACUUGUGUUUCUCAUUGCUGGAGGAUACUAUAUACAACAGAUUCCUCCUUUCAUAGAGUGGCUCAAGUACUUGAGCUAUAGCUACUAUUGUUACAAGAUUCUCCUCGGUGUGCAAUACAAUGAUGAUGAUCAUUAUGAGUGCUCAAAGGGGGUGUUGUGCAAGGUUAGUGAUUUUCCUCCUAUCAAAUCAGUGGGUUUGAAUGAUUUGUGGGUUGAUGUGUUUAUUAUGGCCCUUAUGUUGGUGGGUUAUCGACUAGUUGCUUACUUAGCACUUCAGAGAGUGAGGUAGAGCUAAGUUGUGGCUAGUUACUGUAUACAUAGCAAGAGAACUUGGAAGAGUUUUGUCCCAAUUCAGCCGAGGAAUAAUACUAGAAUAUUGUGCUUCUGAUGGAACUCAUGUAAUGAAAAUUUUGAUAAAAUUUCUGAGUUGGAUAUGUCAAGACUUUUAU
Molecule: messenger RNA, 2224 nt
Organism: Abrus precatorius (Indian licorice)
Lineage: Eukaryota; Viridiplantae; Streptophyta; Magnoliopsida; Fabales; Fabaceae
Product: ABC transporter G family member 14-like
Exons: 5
Coding region: 106-2064 (652 amino acids)
Cellular component (GO): membrane
Molecular function (GO): ATP binding; ABC-type transporter activity; ATP hydrolysis activity
Source: RefSeq, a predicted model, not a curated record